GGAAGCCUUUGAUCUCGAUUUGGUUCUGAUCGGAGAAGUGACCGCGAUUGGGGCAACCGAAUCGAUUUCAUACGGAGUAUUUAUAUUUCUUCACCCUCGAUUGACAGUCUCCGCCGCAACCGAAUCGAGGUCUAUACCCGUCUUCAAAGGAAGCAAAGCUAAUCGAGCUUCGAGGAAUCUUGCCGAUUUUCAAUCCCCCCCCUCCCGAAGAAGAUGAAUGUGAGGGAUCUUGCUGACUUUCUUUAAAAUUUGCUUAAUUUAAGUAAUAAAAUAUUUUGAAAGUGUAAAGGUGAGAAGAUGUGAAAAAAUGAGUUGCUAAAUCACUAUUUGGAAACUAAAAUGGCAUAUAGCUUCCCAAAAUUUAACUUUCUUCUACCUUGGAGAGGAGAGGCUCGAAGUAGAAGAAUUGAUCCAGUGGAGUCAUUUUUUCAUCUCCUCCGCGACACAAAUGGAAACCAAAGGACCCUAUUACUGGGGGGACGUCCGAGAGGAAGACUACUAUUCCCGCCAAGCCAUCAAUUCGACCAACUCUUUCUUCCUCUCCCCAAGGGGCCUAACCCUAUUCACCAGAUCAUGGCUGCCCCAAACAAACCCGCCUCGUGGCAUCAUCUUCAUGGUCCACGGGUACGGCAAUGACAUCAGCUGGACAUUCCAAGCGACCCCAAUCUUCCUGGCGCAGAAUGGGUACGCUUGCUUUGCCCUUGAUCUGGAAGGCCAUGGCCUGUCCCAAGGGCUAAAGGCCUACGUGCCCAAUCUUGAUCUUGUCCUACAAGACUGCGUCUCGUUCUUCGAUUCAGUCCUGUCCCAAAACCCUAAAUUCCAGAGCUUGCCCAGAUUCCUGUUUGGGGAGUCCAUGGGAGGGGCAAUCUGUCUCUUGAUCCACCUCAAGAAUCCUGACCGGUUCAGCGAUGGCGCCAUCUUAGUGGCCCCCAUGUGUAAAAUCUCCGAAAAGGUUAGACCUUUUUGGCCCCUGCCUCAAAUCUUGACUGCCCUUUCAAGAAUUGCACCCACACUGCCUGUUGUGCCCACUGCAGACUUGCUAGACAAGUCUGUGAAGGUCCCGGAGAAGAAGAUCAUCGCUGGGAUGAAUCCCAACAGGUACAGAGGGAGACCGAGAUUAGGGACAGUGCUGGAGCUGUUGAGGGCGACAGAGUGUCUGGCCAGCAAAAUAAGGGAUGUUGAGUUUCCAUUUAUAGUGUUACAUGGGAGUGCAGAUGUGGUUACAGACCCAGAUGUGAGCAGGGAAUUGUAUGAGAUGGCAAGAAGCAAAGACAAAAGCAUCAAGAUCUAUGAGGGAAUGAUGCAUUCCUUGUUGUUCGGAGAGACUGAUGAAAAUGUUGCCAUUGUCCGAAACGACAUCUUGAAUUGGCUGUCCCAAAGAGAUGCCAGAAACAAAGUUCUUCUGUAGAUUAUCAUUGUUACGUUGUCCCAAUUUGUUUCGUGGUAUAAUUUUGUAUCAAAAUUUGUUUCAUCACUUGAUGCUCUUAUCAUCCUCUUGUGGCAUGCAAGCUUGUUUUUGUAAGCACUCAUCAUCAUCAUUAUUAUUACUCUGGAAAAAUGCAAUUCAUAUAAAAAUAACUUAUAGCAACUGCCAAAACUUUGUGAGAGGGUCAUACAUUGCCUUAAUAUUGAGGCCUCCCAAGAAAAUAGAUACAAAAGG
Cuscuta campestris is the source of this 1660-nucleotide messenger RNA. NCBI's taxonomy places the organism in Eukaryota, Viridiplantae, Streptophyta, Magnoliopsida, Solanales, Convolvulaceae. The record is from the annotation of a GenBank genome assembly.